Manduca sexta (tobacco hornworm) is the source of this 2470-nucleotide messenger RNA. RefSeq names its product choline O-acetyltransferase. Gene Ontology annotation, molecular function: choline O-acetyltransferase activity. Gene Ontology annotation, biological process: neuromuscular synaptic transmission; acetylcholine biosynthetic process. Gene Ontology annotation, cellular component: cytoplasm; neuron projection. The record is from RefSeq and is a predicted model, not a curated record. Lineage: Eukaryota; Metazoa; Arthropoda; Insecta; Lepidoptera; Sphingidae.
UAGUUGGUGGUUAGACGACAUGUACCUGAAAGUGCGGCUGCCUCUGCCGAUCAACUCCAACCCUGGCAUGGUGUUUCCGCGCCGCAAGUUUGCCAAGAUGGAAGAGGUGGCUGAUCUCGGAGCGUUGUUCAUCGACGAUCUAUUGGACUACAAGGAAAUGUUGGACAGGGGCGAGCUUCCUCUGGAAAGAGCAACUAGCCGUGAAAAGGGUCAGCCGCUGUGCAUGGAACAAUUCUACCGCCUGCUGGGCGUAUGUCGCAUCCCUGAAAUGGGAAGAGAUAGGUUAGAUCUCCCAAAGAUUAAAAACGGGACCGAAGAACAAGAGGAGCUCGUUGUUGUAGCUUGCAGGAAUUAUUUUUAUCCAAUCCCAGUGAAAGCAAUGGAUCGCGGGCGGCUUACUCCAGGAGAGAUCCAAGCGCAGAUCCUUCACGCCAUGGUAGACGCGUCUGCAGCUCCGCCAGCACCCAGAGUCGGGCUCCUCACUUCCAUGAACAGGGACCAGUGGGCCAGAGCUAGAGAGCAGCUUAUUAGAGAUGAGAACAACCGCUCCAAUCUGGAACUGAUAUCGCGCGCGCUAUGCAUCCUCUGCGUGGACGAGGCUGGGGGAGACCGGGCCGACACUGACGAACAGACAAACGCAAUGCUGCGAGCCAUGCACGGCGCCGGCACCAGACACCACUCCGCCAACCGCUGGUUCGACAAGACUGUGCAGCUCAUCAUCUCAUCUGACGGCACGGUGGGAAUGUGUUACGAGCACAGCGCGGCUGAAGGCGUGGCCGUCAUCAGGUUGGCGGAGCGGGCACUGGCUAGGGCUGAGGUGGCAGACAGGCCAGCCCCGCCGCCGGCGCUGCUGCCAGCCCCUCAGGCUAUGAAGUGGAACAUCACGGGUGAUGUGCAGAGGACUAUCGAGCAGGCUGCUAGGGACUUGGAUCGCGCCAUCUCGGACCUGGAUUUCAAGGUGUACACGUACCGCGGCUACGGACGUGUUAUGAAGUCCUGCAAGACCAGCCCUGAUGUCUACAUCCAGCUGGCAUUGCAGUAUGCUUAUUACAAGAUGUAUGGUUAUCUAGUGACGACAUACGAGUCAGCAUCUCUACGCCGCUUCCGGAACGGCAGGGUGGACAACAUCAGAUCUGCCCACAACGGAGCCCACGCGUGGGCAGCGGCCAUGUGCACCGCUGAGACCCCCCCACUGAAUGAAGCCAACGAUGAUGGGCAGAAGAAAGUGUCCUUUAACUUGUAUGGGGAGCAAAAGAAACUUGAGCUGUUCGAAGAAGCAGCACGCAAGCAGACAUCGAUCAUGGAGGCUAACAUCCUAGGCCGAGGAAUCGACAACCAUCUCCUGGGGCUGAGAGAGGCGGCGCGGGAGUCUAUGGGAGCGUUGCCACCGCUGUUUAACGAUGAUACUUACAAGCAGAUGAUACAUUUCAAACUGAGCACUAGCCAGGUGGCGACUACAACCGAAGGCACUUUCAUGGGGUACGGCGCAGUGGUGCCAGACGGCUACGGCUGCAGCUACAACCCGAAGAAGGACUGCGUCAUAUUCUGCAUUUCCUCAUUCACGUCCUCCAGCGUCACUAACACCGAGGCUUUCCGUCUCCUUGAGGAGGCUCUUGACUCCAUGAAACUCAUGUUCCAGGCAAGGAAAGUUGAAAACUAAUCUAGCAUUUAUAUAUUUUAGUAAAAAGAUCUCACACUAUUAAAACGUUUUAGUAAAAGAUUAAUAGAUAGUACAUGAAGUAUUAACAAGAAAAAAAAAAUUUAAUGCAAUGGACUUAAAAAGUAAAUUAUUAGGAAAAUUCCUUCAAUGUAUUCAGAUUUUAUGAUGGCGAAUACGUAUUAUGCAUUAAUAUUAUAAGGAUCGAUACAUAUCAAAAUUGACUAUUGGAGUUAAGGUAUACACGUAGAAAUUAAAUUUAAAGAAUUUAUAAAAUAUUAGCUUCAACUGUGUGCAAUUAUAUUAAACUGAUUUGAAAAUUAUUAUGAAAUGUAUUGCGCUCAAAGUGAGCAGUAGUUCUACUAUACUUACAAUGUUUUUUAAUUAUUAAUAUCAUUUGAGCUGUAACGUUAUUAAUAAAAUAAUAAUUUUAUUAAUUAAAAUAUUAGUUAUGAUAUUCUAAAUAUGAAUAGGAAAUUGAUUGAACCGUCACUAAUAACUUUGAAGUUAACAACAAACUAUGUAGUUUAUAAUAUACCUAUAUAAGCGAAGUAAGUAAAACAAAAUUAUCCGUCACGUAUCAAACAAUUAUAAAAUUUGGAAACCCGAUAAAAACAAUCAAUACUCAAGUUGCUUUUAAGAAAUAAGUAAUUAACGAGUGAAGCGAAUUAGAUUCGUUUCAAUAAAUAAAAAUCAACAAAGUUACGACUGCAGGAAAAUUAUUGUUAAAAAAUUAAAAAUCAACUUUUCACAAUUAAAAAUAUCGCGCUUGAUAUGCUUACAGUAUUUAAAUAUUAAAUUAAAAUCGCUUAG